AUGGAUAUCCCGCUACCAUUCCUGAUGAUGAGGGUACAAGCAUUGAUCAUCGUGCUACAGUUUCUGAAGAAGUGCCCCAUGGCUCAACUGCAAGAAGAAAAGAAAACCAAAAAUUUAUAUAAGUUUGACAAGCGAAGAGCAUUUGUUCCACCUUCAAACCUUGAAUUCACAGAUGCACCACUUCAACCUGAACCCAAAGAUGACAGUCCCUACAACUACUUCAAAUAUUUUGUGACCAGCAACAUGUUUGAAUAUUUGGCUGAAGAAUCCAAUCAUUAUGCCCAUCAAAAAGCAGGGUUUUCACUACAAGCAUCAGCAUGUGAACUUGAAACAUUUGUGGGUCUGUUUUUUCAUAUGGGAUUGGUGCAAAUGCCUGCUGUUGGUUGCUAUUGGGAAACAUACAUCCAUUAUAAUCCAAUAGCUGAUGUGAUGUCAAGACAGCGGUUUCAAAAGCUUGCUUCCUAUAUGCACAUUGCUAACAACCUAACAGUAACGGAGGAAAAUAAGAAUGAUAAAGUCUGGAAGAUAAGGCGAUGGUGUGAUGAUUUAAAUUCAAACUUUUUGAAAGUUAGUCCAUCUGAAAACCAAUGCAUUGAUGAAGUUAUGGUUGCUUUCAAGGGAAGAUCAAUACUAAAGCAAUAUCUUCCAAAGAAGCCAAGAAAAUGGGGAUUCAAGCUUUGGGCUCGAUGUUCAUCAACAGGGUUUUUACAUGUUUUUGAUAUUUACCAAGGAAAGAAUGCCAGAACUGAAGAAGAAAGUAGUGUCUCUGGAUGUGGAUUGGGUGGAAAUGUUGUUUUGAAGUUGUGUUCAACUCUUCCAACAGAAAGAAACUUCAAAGUCUUUGCUGACAAUUUUUUCUCCAAUUUUGAAAUGGUUGCUGAACUAGAAAGAAGAGGAUUACAUUAUGUUGGUACAAUCAACAACAAUCGUCUUCAUGGGGCUCCUCUUAAAUCAGAGAAAGAAUUAAAAAAACAGGGGAGAGGGUCAGAGGACAGUGUUGUCGAGACAACAAGAAAUCUCUCUUGGUUCGAUGGUAUGAUAACAAGUGUGUCACAAUGA
This is a messenger RNA of Xenia sp. Carnegie-2017, 1059 nucleotides long. Its product is annotated as piggyBac transposable element-derived protein 3-like. The coding region runs from base 1 to 1059 and encodes 352 amino acids. The transcript has a single exon. The record is from RefSeq and is a predicted model, not a curated record. Lineage: Eukaryota; Metazoa; Cnidaria; Anthozoa; Malacalcyonacea; Xeniidae.